AUGGCCCAACAAGUGCAGCUGUCGGAUUUCGAGAUGGGCCGCACCUUGGGCUGUGGCUCCUUUGGCCGCGUGAAGUUCGCGAAGUACAAGCCGGAUGGCAAGUUCUACGCCGUGAAGUUCAUGAAGAAGCACGAGAUCAUCAAGCUGAAGCAGGUGGAUCAUAUCAACAACGAGAAGAGGCUCAUGGCGCAGAUCUCUUAUCCCUUCAUUGUCAACAUGAUGGGCUAUUGCAAAGACGAUCAUUUCGUCUAUAUUGUCAUGGAGUCCAUCAAUGGCGGCGAGCUGUUCACGCAUCUGCGUCGCGCACGGAAGUUCUCAGAUGAGCAGAGCAAGUUCUACGCCCUCCAGGUGGCGGCUGCCUUCGCACACAUCCACAGCAAGAACAUCAUCCACCGAGAUUUGAAGCCGGAGAACAUCCUCCUGCAGUCCAAUGGCUAUGCCAAGCUUACGGACUUUGGCUUCGCAAAGAUCAUCGAACCAGGAACGCGGACAUACACACUCUGUGGCACGCCGGAAUACAUCGCCCCGGAAGUCUUGCUCAACAAGGGCCACGGCAAGCCCGUGGAUUGGUGGACACUGGGCAUCUUGAUCUAUGAGAUGAUUUGCGGCCAACCCCCCUUCUGCGACGAGGAUCCAAUGGGGAUUUACCAGAAAAUCCUGGCCGGCAAGGUGUAUUUCCCGAAGUAUUUCGACAAGAACGCGAAGGGUUUGGUGAAGAAGUUGCUGGUGGCCGACCUGAGCAAGCGCUUCGGGAACUUGAAGGAUGGCCCGGCGGACAUUUUGAAGCACAAGUGGUUCGAGUCCUACGAGCUCUCCAAGCUCGAGACCUUCGAGGUCCCUGCACCCUACAAGCCCAACAUGAAGGACGAGAACGACACCUCGAACUACGAGGACAUCCCCGACUCCAAGGAGCUUCCUCCCACGGUCUCUGCCUCACAAGAUCCUUUCGUGGAUUGGUGA
Molecule: messenger RNA, 960 nt
Organism: Symbiodinium sp. CCMP2456
Lineage: Eukaryota; Dinophyceae; Suessiales; Symbiodiniaceae
Source: the annotation of a GenBank genome assembly